Messenger RNA from Caenorhabditis sp. 36 PRJEB53466, 606 nucleotides. The record is from the annotation of a GenBank genome assembly. Lineage: Eukaryota; Metazoa; Nematoda; Chromadorea; Rhabditida; Rhabditidae.
AUGAACUGCUUGACCAUUGGCCCUUGUUUUUUGAUAAGAAUUCUGUUUAAGAACUUAUUUGGGAAAAAAACCAGGUGAGACUAAAUUCCACAUUUUCCUGAUAGAAAAUUGAUUUUUCAGAGUAAGAGAUGCCGCACUAAUUGAAGAUCUGCGUAUUGAGAACGUGAUUAAAGAGUGCUCUGGGAACGAUAAUUCUAAAAACAAAGAAGAAGCAGAAAUCGAAACAAAAGAAGAUCUGGAGGAAAGACGCAGAAUUUUGAAGGCAAAACUCGCACUGGUGUAAGCUAUUUAUUUCAUGAAAUUUCAAGUUCAAGUUCGUUGAAUUUAAGUGAGAAAAAAUUGGAAAAUAAAGAAUCUGAUGAUGAUGAUGAAUUUGCAAAGAAACGAGAAAAUAUGCAAGAGGAACAAAAACAAAAACUGGAGAAGCAGAACAGCGAAGGACACAUGAAAUGCGCAGAAAUCCGUCAAGAAAGAGAGCAAAUUGAGGUGGGUGCUACAUUCCAAAUUGAAUCUGGGCUAGAGACAAACUCAUUUUUGUUUCAGAGAGAAACUCAGGAACAAUUUGAAAGUUCUGGAAUGAGCUACAGCUACACCACCAAUCAAUAA